Messenger RNA from Etheostoma spectabile (orangethroat darter), 7906 nucleotides. RefSeq lists its product as uncharacterized. The record is from RefSeq and is a predicted model, not a curated record. The coding region runs from base 53 to 7906 and encodes 2617 amino acids. Gene Ontology annotation, cellular component: extracellular region. The transcript is spliced from 32 exons. Lineage: Eukaryota; Metazoa; Chordata; Actinopteri; Perciformes; Percidae. Gene Ontology annotation, molecular function: endopeptidase inhibitor activity.
GGAAGGUGCUGCAGAGACAACAGUCUACAGAGGAUCAUGAUCAGGCUGAAGUAUGAGUAGGACUCUGCUGUGGCUGCUGGGCUCUCUGGCCUCUUUCUCUCUAACCUCUCUGGCUGAUGGAGCUCCACUGAAGGUGAUGUCAGCCCCUAACUUGUUGCGGGUAGGGACGGCAGAAAAUAUCUUUGUGGAGUGUCAAGACUGCACCAGGGGAGACAUCCGGGUCCACAUCAACGUGAUGAACCAUCCAUACAACAACACAAAGCUGACAUCCGCAUCUGUGACCCUCACCAGUGCAAGAAACUUCCAGGAGCUCGCACAGAUUACGAUCCCUCCCGGGUACUUCAGUAAGGAUCCUGGCAUAAAGCAGCAUGUGUACCUGCAAGCUCGGUUCCCUGACCGGCUGCUGGAGAAAGUGGUCUUGGUGUCCUUCCAGUCUGGGUACAUCUUCAUCCAGACUGACAAGCCCCUCUACACCCCCAACAGCAAAGUUCAUUUCAGGAUGUUUGCAGUGACGCCCCGCAUGGAGUCUGUAGAAGAUGCCAAAAUUCAAACUGACGCUUUCAUUGCCAUGGAGACCCCUGAAGGCAUCAUUUUACCACUUGAUUCAGUCUCUUUGAAAUCUGGGAUCCACUCUGGACAUUUCCAACUUGCUGAAAUUGUCAGUACCGGACUGUGGAAAGUGGUGGCGAAGUUCCACAGCAACCCUCAGCAGAGCUAUUCUGCAGUGUUUGAGGUCAAAGAAUAUGUGCUGCCCACUUUCGAAGUGAAACUGAUGCCUGUGAGCGCCUUCUUCCACGUGGACAGUCGGGACCUCACCGUCAACAUCAGAGCUACGUAUCUGUUUGGUAUGAAUGUGGAUGGGACGGCCUACGCGGUGUUCGGGGUUGUUCAAGAGGGUGGAAAGAAGAGCUUCACAAGUUCCCUUCAGAGAGUGCAGAUAGAGGAAGGUGUUGGAGUGGUCCAACUGAAGAGAGAGCACAUCACACAGACGUUCCCAAACAUCAGUGAACUGGUGGGGAACUCCAUCUAUGUAGCUGUGGGGGUGCUGACAGAGAGCGGUGGAGAAAUGGUGGAGGCGGAGUUAAGAAGUAUCCAGAUCGUCCAAUCACCUUACACUAUCACCUUUAAGAAAACGCCCAAGUAUUUCAAACCAGGAAUGUCCUUCGAUGUUGCGGUUGAAGUUUUGAAUCCUGAUGGCACUCCGGCCAUAGGUGUUGCAGUGGUGGUGGCCCCAGGCCGGGUGCAGGCCGUAACCGCGGCCAACGGCAUGGCGAAGCUUACCGUCAAUGCAGCUGCAAGUCUGGCAAUCACCGCAAGGACCAACGAUCCUCAUAUUUCACAUGAAAAACAAGCAUCAGCCACCAUGGUAGCUCUCCCAUAUACCACUCAAAGCAAAAGCUACAUUCACAUUGGUGUGGAUACAGCUGAGCUGAAAUUAGGAGACAACCUCAAAAUCAGCCUCAUCCUCAAGAGGCAGGACAAUCAUGACAUUGACAUCACAUAUCUGAUCCUGAGCAGAGGUCAACUGGUAAAAAAUGGGCGUUACAAGACGACAAGAGACCAAAUACUGAUUCCCCUUACAGUCACUGUUACGAAAGAAAUGCUGCCAUCGUUCCGAAUCAUAGCCUACUACCACACAGACGGCAAUGAGGUGGUAUCAGACUCGGUGUGGGUGGAUGUGAAGGACUCCUGCAUGGGCUCGCUGAGGCUGGAAUCAUCAAAACCCGCUCCAUCCUACGAGCCUCGCAGGAUGUUUGGUCUGGAGAUCACUGGAGACCCAGGGGCCGCCGUGGGACUGGUGGCAGUUGACAAAGGUGUUCACGUCCUAAACAACAAGCACCGUCUCACCCAGAAAAAGGUGUGGGAUGCUGUAGAGGAGUACGACACAGGCUGCACACCAGGUGGAGGGAAGGAUGGAAUGGGUGUCUUCUACGAUGCUGGGCUGUUGUUUGAGUCCAACACAGCUUCUGGGACUCCGUACAGACCAGACUUGAAUUGUCCGGCCCACAGCAGGAGAAAACGAGCUGCAACCAACAUGGACGUCACAACCAGCUUAGUGAGUCAAUAUCAAGACCAACUGCAACGGGACUGUUGCUUGGAUGGCAUGAGGAGCACCCCCCUCUCAUACACCUGUGACAGGCGCAGCGAGUACAUCAGUGAUGGAGCAGCCUGUGCCGCAGCCUUCCUGCGCUGCUGCAAGGAGAUGGAAACCCAGCGAGCUGAGAGGAAGGAGGACAGCCUCCUACUGGCUCGCAGUGAAGAGGAUGACAGUUACAUGGACAGCAGGGACAUUCAUUCUCGCACCGCAUUCCCUGAAAGUUGGCUGUGGACAGACAUCAAACUGCCUGCUUGUCCUCAGGAAGACCCUAACUGUGACACCACGACAUUGACGAAAAAUGUUCCUCUGAAGGACUCAAUCACAACCUGGCAGUUCACUGGCAUCAGUCUGUCAAGAACUCACGGAAUCUGUGUUGGCGAGCCAUUAGAGGUCAUUGUCCAGAAGGAAUUUUUCAUUGACCUCAGGCUGCCGUACUCUGCUGUCCGUGGAGAACAGCUGGAAAUUAAGGCAAUCCUCCACAACUACAGCCCCGACCCAGCCAUCGUGCAUGUGGAUCUGACUGAAGAGGAGCAUGUGUGCAGUUCAGCCUUCAAACGUGGAAGGUAUCGCCGAGAGGUUAAAAUGGGGGCCCAAACUACACAAGCUGUACCCUUCAUCAUUAUUCCCAUGAAAGAAGGAAAAUAUAGCAUCGAGGUCAAAGCUGCUGUUAAGGAUUCUUCGCUCAGCGACGGAAUAAUGAAGAAGCUGCUGGUGGUGCCUGAAGGCGUACUGGUUAAAUCCUCUCAGAUCAUACUCCUAGACCCCACUAAUAAAGGUGUUGCUGGUAAACAAGAAGUAAUGCUCAACAGUGGAAUUCUUCAAAAAGAUGUGGUCCGAAAAACACCUAGUAGAACACACGUCACUGUGACAGGAAAAAAUCAAGUUAAUCGUUUGGUGGAGAAGACCAUCAGUGCGGACUCUGUGGACACUAUGAUCGUCCAGCCCAGCGGCUGUGGAGAGCAGAACAUGGUCGGCAUGACCCUGCCAGUCAUUGCAGUCACAUAUUUGGACAAAACCAACCAGUGGGGAAAAGUGGGCUCUGAGAAACGUGACGAAGCUCUCCAAUACAUCAAGACUGGCUACCAGAAUGAGCUUGUCUUCCGUAAAAAUGAUGGGUCUUUUUCUGCUUGGCCGGAUCAAGGUAGCAGCACCUGGUUGACAGCUUAUGUUGCCAAGGUGUUUGCCAUGGCUAGUAGUCUGGUGGAAGUGCAAAUACUACACAUCUGCAAAGCCAUCAAGUUUCUGAUUCUCAACGCACAGCAACCCGACGGCUCUUUUAAAGAAGUUGGAAAGGUUAUCCACGGAGAGAUGGUUGGUGAUGUGGACGGCAAAGAUUCAGACGCCUCCAUGACAGCCUUCUGCCUCAUUGCCAUGCAGGAGUCUCGCGCCAUGUGUUCCGACAGUGUUAACAGUCUGCAAGGCAGUAUAGACAAAGCAGUGAACUAUCUGGAAGGGCGUCUGCCCAGCCUCACCAACCAAUAUGCUGUUGCCAUGACGUCAUAUGCCCUGGCCAAUGAAAACAAACUGAACAAAGCCAUCCUCUACAGAUAUGUUUCCAAAGAGUUGUCCCACUGGCAGACACCUAAGGGAUACGUUUCCACGCGGGAGGCCACGGCGUACGCUCUCCUCGCUCUGGUCAGGGCCAAGGCUUUUGAAGACGCCAGACCUGUUGUGAAAUGGUUCAACUACGAGGUGGAGACUGACGGGGGAUAUGGAUCAACUCAGGCGACCAUAAUGGUGUACCAGGCUUUAGCAGAGUACUGGACUAAUGCAAAUGAUGAUUCUGGGGAUAAUUAUCUGAAUGUGGACAUCCUCUUACCAGACGAGUCAGAGCCUGACAAGUUCUACAAAGUCAGCUGCAACACAGACAGCGGCAGUGACACUGGCAACAGCGGCAACAGCGGAAACAGCGGCAGCAGUGGCAACAAUGGCAACAGCGGAAACAGUGGUAACAGCGGCGGCACUGGCAACAGUGGCAACAGUGGAAACAAUGGCAACAGCGGCAACAGUGGCAACAGCGGCAACAGCGGCGGCACUGGCAAUAGUGGCAAUAGUGGCAAUAGUGGCAACAGUGGCAACAGCGGAAACAGUGGUAACAGCGGCGGCACUGGCAACAGUGGCAACAGUGGAAACAAUGGCAACAGCGGCAACAGUGGUAACAGCGGCAACAGCGGCGGCACUGGCAAUAGUGGCAACAGUGGCAACAGCGGCACUGGCAACAGCGGCAACAGUGGCAACAGUGGAAACAGCGGCAACAGCGGAAACAAUGGCAACAGCGGCAACAGUGGCAACAGCGGCAACAGCGGUGGCACUGGCAAUAGUGGCAAUAGUGGCAACAGUGGCAACAGCGGAAACAGUGGUAACAGCGGCGGCAGUGGCAACAGUGGAAACAAUGGCAACAGCGGCAACAGUGGUAAUAGUGGCAACAGUGGCAACAGCGGCACUGGCAACAGCGGCACUGGCAACAGUGGCAACAGUGGCAACAGCGGAAACAGCGGCAACAGCGGCACUGGCAACAGCGGCAACAGUGGAAACAAUGGCAACAGCGGCAACAGUGGCAACAGCGGCAACAGCGGCGGCACUGGCAAUAGUGGCAAUAGUGGCAACAGUGGCAACAGCGGAAACAGUGGUAACAGCGGCGGCACUGGCAACAGUGGAAACAAUGGCAACAGUGGUAACAGCGGCAACAGCGGCGGCACUGGCAAUAGUGGCAACAGCGGCACUGGCAACAGCGGCAACAGUGGCAACAGCGGAAACAGCGGCAACAGCGGCACUGGCAACAGCGGCAACAACGGAAACAGCGGCAAUGGUAACAGCGGCAACAGUGGAAACACCGGCACUGGCAACACCGGCACUGGCAACAGCGGCGGCACUGGCAACAGCGGCGGCACUGGCAACAGCGGCGGCACUGGCAAUAGUGGCAACAGUGGCAACACCGGCAAUGGCAACAGCGGAAACAGCGGCACUGGCAACAUCGGCAACACUGGAAACACCGGCACUGGCAACAGCGGCAACACUGGCAACAGCGGAAACACUGGCAACAGUGGCAACAAUGGCAACACCGGCAAUGGCAACAGUGGUAACAGUGGUAGUGGCAACACCGGCACUGGCAACACCGGCAACAGCGGGAACAGUGGCAACAGCGGGAACAGUGGCAACAAUGGCAACAGCGGCAAUGGCAACACUGGCAACAGCGACAACACCAACAAUGGCAACAGCGGCAGUGGCAACAGCGGCAACAGUGGAAACACCGGCACUGGCAACAGUGGCAAUACUGACACUGGCAACAGCGGUAACAGCGGCGGCACUGGCAACAGUGGAAACAGUGGAAACAGUGGAAACAGCGGCAACAGCGGCAACACUGGCAACAGUGGAAACAGCGGCACUGGCAAUAGCGGCGACAGUGACACUGGCAACAGUGGAAACAGCGGAAACAGUGGCAACACUGACAACAGUGGCAACACCGGCAAUGGAAACAGCGACACUGGCGACAGCAGCAACAGCGGCAACACAGUCAACACCGGCAAUGGUAAUAGCGGCAACAGUGGCACUGGCAACAGCGGCACCGGCAACAGUGGAAACACUGGUACUGGCAACGGUGGCAACAGUGGAAACAGUGAUAACACUGGCAAUAGUGGCAACAGCGGCAACACUGGAACAGGCAACACCGGCACUGGCAACAGCGGCACUGGUGACACUGGAAACAGUGGCAACAGCGGCACUGGCAACAGCGGCAACAGUGGCAACAGUGGCAACAACGGCAACAGUGGCAACAGCGGCAACACUGGCAACAGCGGCAACAGUGAAAACACCGGUAACACAGGAAAUAGCGGCAACAGCGGCAGUGGCAACACUGGCAACAGCGACGGUACUGGCAAUAGUGAAGACAAUGGCAACAGCGGCACUGGCAACAGCGGCAACAAUGGCAACACCGGCAAUAGCAACAGUGGUAACAGUGGCAGUGGCAACACCGGCACUGACAACACCGGCAACAGCGGGAACAGUGGCAACAGCGGGAACACUGGCAACAAUGGCAACAGCGGGACUGGCAACGGCGGCAACACCGGCAAUGGCAACAGUGGCACUGGCAACAUUGGCAACACUGGCAACAGCGACAACAACGGCAAUGGCAACAGCGGCAACAGUGGAAACACCGACACUGGUAACAAUGGAAAUACUGACACUGGCAACAGCGGUAACAGCGGCGGCACUGGCAACAGUGGAAACAGUGGAAACAGCGGCAACACUGGCAACAGUGGCAACAGCGGCACUGGCAACAGUGGAAACAGCGGAAACAGCGGCAACACUGGCAACAGCGGCAACACUGGCAACAGCGACAACACUGGCAACAGUGGCAACACUGGCAACAGCGGCAACACUGGCAACAGUGGCAACACUGGCAACAGCGGCACUGGCAACAGUGGCAACACUGGCAACACCGGCAACACCGACAAUGGAAACAGCGGCACUGGCGACAGCAGCAACAGUGGCAACACAGGCAACAACGGCAAUGGCAAUAGCGGCAACACCGGCAACACCGACAAUGGAAACAGCGGCACUGGCGACAGCAGCAACAGUGGCAACACAGGCAACAACGCCAAUGGCAAUAGCGGCAACACCGGCAACACCGACAAUGGAAACAGCGGCACUGGCGACAGCAGCAACAGUGGCAACACAGGCAACAACGGCAAUGGCAAUAGUGGCAACACCGACAAUGGAAACGGCGGCACUGGCGACAGCAGCAACAGUGGCAACACAGGCAACAACGGCAAUGGCAAUAGCGGCAACACCGACAAUGGAAACAGCGGCACUGGCGACAGCAGCAACAGUGGCAACACAGGCAACAACGGCAAUGGCAAUAGCGGCAACAGUGGCACUGGUGACACUGGCAACAGCGGCAACAGCGGCCCUGGCAACAGCGCCGGCAGUGGCACUGGCAACAGUGGAAACACCGGCAACAGUGGCAACACCGGCAACACAGGUAACACAGGAAAUAGCGGCAACAGCGGCAGUGGAAACAGCGGCACUGGCAACACCGGCAACAGUGGCAACACCAACACUGGCAGCAGCGGCAAUGGUGGUGUCAGUGGCACUGGCAACACUGGUAAUGGCAAUAGCGGCAACACUGGCAACAGCGGCACUGGCAACAGCGGCACUGGCAACAGCGGCGGCGGUGGCACUGGCAACAGUGGCAACAGCGGCAACACUGGGACUGGCAGCAACGGCAACAGCGGUGGCAGUGGCACUGGCAACAGUGGCAGUGGCACUGGCAACAGUGGCACUGGCAACACUGGCAACACUGGCAACAGUGGCACUGGCAACACUGGCAACACUGGCACUGGCAAUACUGGCAAUAGUGGGAACACCGGCAAUGUCAACAGCGGCAACACUGGCACUGGCAACAGCGGCGGCAGUGGCGCUGAUAACAGUGGAAACAGUGGCAAUAUUGGAAACACUGGCAACAGUGGAAACACCGGCAGCGGCACUGGCAACACCGGCAAUAGUGGCACUGGCAACAGUGGCAGCGGCGGCAGGGGCACUGGCAACAGUGGCAACACCGGAAGUACUGGCAGCGGCACUGACAACCUCGCCAUUGGCCCUGGUAACACCGGCAACAGUGGCACUGGCAACAGUGGCACUGGCAACACCGGCAACUCCGGCAGUGGCACUCGCAACACCGGCAGCGGCACUGGUAACACCGGCAACAGUGGCACUGGCAACACCGGCAACAGCGGCACCGGCAACCGCGGCAGGAGCAGAACAACUAAUAUGAGAAGACAUCCAAACAAACUUAUAGUGGCACAUUAA